Messenger RNA from Sitodiplosis mosellana (orange wheat blossom midge), 1513 nucleotides. Its product is annotated as SUZ domain-containing protein 1. Bases 291 to 941 code for a protein of 216 amino acids. The record is from RefSeq and is a predicted model, not a curated record. Lineage: Eukaryota; Metazoa; Arthropoda; Insecta; Diptera; Cecidomyiidae. The transcript is spliced from 3 exons.
AAGCCGAACUGUCAUUUUACUUCAUAUUGAAUACCGAAAAAUGAGGUUGUAGAGUGGAAAUAACUUCAAAAUUUUGUCUAUGUAUGGUCUGAAUAUUUCGUAUGUAGUAGUGACAAAAGCUAACUCAGCGACAUGCCAAAAUUCUUCUUCAAAGUGAUUCCUUGUUCAUUGGAUGGCUGAGAAUUGUUGGCAUUUUUUUUCAUUUGGUGUCCAAGUUUAUGUUUAAUUCCAAAUUAUAUUUAGUAGAAUAUUUUUGUGCAUGAGCAUUUUCAUAUCUGGAGAUCCAAAAAAUGUCAACCAAAAAUGAAAAUGUGGUAGACGACUGGGAGGCCAUUGAUGAUUCUGAAUUAAAUACGAAAGUCAACCAAAUUAGGAAAAAUGCCACCAACAAUCCAACGAUAUCGAAUGCUGGACUUGAGUGCAGUCGACCAUUUUCUGCAAUGUUAUUGAACGAUGAAGAUUGCAUGCGUACACAGUACGUGCCACCGGAGCCAACAGUUAAAAUUCUCAAACGACCCACCAACGACAAAAAUAAUCAACAAUUAUUAGCUGAACAAAAGCCAAAGGCGCCAAUCAAAACGCUUCAACAACGUGAGCAGGAAUAUGCUGAAGCACGGCUUCGGAUAUUGGGCUCGGCCAAGAGCGAGGAAGAAGAAGAAACACCAACGCCGCAUGUAGAAAAAAAUGGAACGACCAAUCACAAUAAUGUAAAUGGUUUUUCAAAUAGGAAUCUGAUGAACCAAGCAAAUUCAGUAGGUAACUCGUCUAGAGCGUUUGUUCGUAACCCGCAGCCUCAGCAAUAUAACUCUUUUCAACCAUCACAUCAUCUACAGCAACAGCCUACAUUUCAAAUUUCACCAGAAAUGCGUAGAGUCGAUGAAAAUGUUAUUCGAUUACCUCGAGGACCCGAUGGUACCACUGGUUUUUUGCUCAAGCGGUAGCCCUCGUUACCGUGAACAUAUUUUACACAAUGGAAAAAUUAAACAGAACAAAAAUUAAAUAUACAUAUUUAAAACUAAUUCUUACUUUUAUUUCGAAGCAAAACGGAAUUGAUUUACUUUAGGUUCAGUUCAUUUUGGUAUACGCUCUUUUCAAUUUGUUCUUCCAAAAAUCAUUAUCUUUAAAUAGUAACAUUAGAAAUAUUUCCAGCUGCGAAUUAAGCCCGGCCAUUUCUCGAAAAGAAAUAAUGAAAGCAGUCAAAAUGUUGUAAAUAGUUAAAACCUAGAUAGAAAUAUCGCUCAUUUAAUGAAAAAAAGGAGUCUCGUCGAAAAUGGAGUAUAAUUUUCAGAAAAUUUAGCAUUUUUUACUGUUUGGUGUGCUAAUUUUACAUAUGAAUAAUGAUACUGUAAGACAAAUCGAUUUUCUCACCUUCUUUAAUUUCCAUUUUUUUUUCUCUCACUGAUUGCUGAAAGAAAUUUUCUGGGCAAAGAAAUUCAAAUUGUUGAGUUGUUGAGUUUUUGCAUUUUUUGUUGACACGAUUUAUUGUUUAUAUAAAUAAAAUGAUACAAAUGUC